AAUUAACCCUGCACGAAACAGACUGUGGCCCGGCAUGGUCACGUAGCACCUGCGUGUACACCUGUAGAGCUGAACAGCCUGAACACUGGUGGUGUUUAGUCCAUGCCGUGCGGUUUAAACUUUUUUGUUCAAGAUGGAGACUGAAAGCGAGAGUAGCACUUCGGGAGAUGACAGUGUCUUUUGGUUGGAUUCCGAAGUUAUAACCCCGGUGACUGACGGUGAAGAGGAGGGAAGGGAAGAGCAUUCCAGGAAGAUGAAGUCCUCGGUACAUUCUGAAGAGGAUGAUUUUGUUCCAGAACUACACAGAAACGUUCACCCUCGAGAGCGGCCUGAUUGGGAAGAGACGCUUAGUGCAAUGGCAAGAGGAGCAGAUGUUCCAGAAAUUCCUGGAGACCUUAGUCUUAAGACAUGUGGCAGUACAGCUAGUAUGAAGGUUAAACAUGUGAAAAAACCCACCAAUCCAGGACUGAUGGGCUGCGACAACAUUCACAGGUUACCCUUCACUAAAGGUCACUUUCCGAAGAUGGCUGAGUGUGCACAUUUCCAUUAUGAGAACGUUGAGUUUGGCAGCAUACAGCUUUCACUUUCAGAAGAACAAAAUGAAGUAACAAAAAACGGCUGUGAAUCUAAAGAGCUGGUCUACCUCGUGCACAUUGCUUGUCAGGGCAAAAGUUGGAUUGUUAAAAGAAGUUAUGAAGAUUUUCGGGUACUUGAUAAACAUCUUCAUCUAUGUAUUUAUGACCGACGAUUCUCCCAGCUCUCAGAGCUUCCCCGUUCUGAUACCCUGAAGGACAGUCCAGAGUCGGUCACUCAGAUGCUUAUGGCUUACCUGUCCCGCCUUUCAGCUAUUGCUGGCAACAAGAUCAAUUGUGGGCCUGCCCUUACCUGGAUGGAGAUGGAUAACAAGGGGAAUCACCUGCUGGUUCAUGAGGAGUCCUCCAUUAACACUCCUGCCGUUGGUGCUGCCCACGUCAUCAAGCGGUACACUGCUCGGGCCCCGGACGAGCUGACCUUAGAGGUGGGAGACAUUGUGUCUGUUAUUGACAUGCCCCCGAAAGUGUUAAGCACGUGGUGGAGAGGCAAGCAUGGAUUUCAGGUGGGACUCUUCCCUGGACACUGUGUUGAGUUAAUUAAUCAGAAAGUUCCCCAGUCAGUGACCAACUCCGUGCCAAAACCAGUAUCUAAAAAGCACGGCAAGCUCAUUACUUUCUUACGCACAUUCAUGAAGUCUCGUCCAACAAAACAGAAGUUGAAGCAGCGUGGGAUCUUGAAAGAAAGGGUGUUUGGUUGUGACCUGGGAGAACACCUUCUGAAUUCUGGUUUUGAAGUGCCCCAGGUUCUUCAGAGUUGCACAGCGUUCAUCGAGAGGUAUGGUUCUUCAGAGUUGCACAGCGUUCAUCGAGAGAAAAUUUUUUUUUGUUGUCUGUCUUCUGUCUUUGUUAGCCAUGAAUUUGACUCUGAACAUGUUCCCGACCUGACAAAAGAACCCUACGUUCAGGACAUCCAUUCCGUGGGCUCCCUGUGUAAGCUCUAUUUCCGGGAGCUCCCAAACCCUCUGCUCACCUACCAGCUGUAUGAGAAGUUUUCUGAUGCUGUUUCAGCAGCAACAGAUGAAGAAAGGCUGAUAAAAAUCCACGAUGUCAUCCAGCAGCUCCCCCCUCCACACUACAGAACACUGGAGUUCCUAAUGAGACACUUGUCUCUUCUAGCUGACUAUUGUUCCAUCACAAAUAUGCAUGCAAAAAACCUAGCAAUUGUUUGGGCUCCAAACCUGCUAAGAUCAAAACAGAUAGAAUCUGCCUGCUUCAGUGGAACAGCGGCUUUCAUGGAAGUGAGAAUUCAGUCUGUGGUUGUUGAGUUCAUCCUCAAUCACGUCGACGUCCUCUUCAGCGGGAGAAUCAGUGCAGCCAUGCAGGAAGGGGCAGCUUCUCUUUCAAGACCCAAGUCCCUGCUGGUUCCGUCUCCAUCCACCAAGCUGCUGACGCUGGAGGAAGCCCAGGCACGAACACAAGCUCAGGUCACCUCCCCAGCUGUGAGUGAAAAUAAAUACAUCGAAGUGGGAGAGGGGCCCGCCGCCCUUCAGGGGAGGUUCCACACCGUAAUCGAGUUCCCGCUUGAAAGGAGGAGGCCUCAAAAUAAAAUGAAAAAGUCUCCCGUGGGCAGCUGGCGUUCCUUUUUCAACUUGGGGAAAUCGUCAUCUGUUUCUAAAAGGACGCAGCGCAACGAGAGCGAGCCUUCCGAGAUGAAGGCCGCGGCUCUGAAAGGUGGCAGAGCAGAAGGGACCCUCCGUUCAGCUAAGAGUGAAGAGUCUCUUACUUCCCUCCACGCAGUCGACGGUAAGAAUGAAGCCUCAAGCGAGGAGGAAGUCGGGCUGCUGCAUGUCCCAGCCCUCCUGUCUCCCCAUUCAGCUGAGGAUGUUGAUUUGAGCCCACCAGACAUUGGAGUAGCCAGCCUGGAUUUUGACCCGAUGUCAUUUCAGUGCAGUCCUCCUAAGGCCGAGUCUGAGUGUCUGGAGGGUGGUGCUUCCUUUUUCGAUUCAUUGGGAUACUCCAAGGACAGACAGAGUACCAACAACAAGGACUCAGAGGCGGGUGGCAGCCAGUCUCAGACUCCGGGAAGCGCUGCCAGUUCUGAACCUGUCUCUCCUGUUCAGGAGAAACUGAGUCCUUUCUUUACGCUGGACUUGAGCCCAACCGAAGAGAAGCCAUCUAAGGCAUCCUCGUUCACGGAGAAGGUCGUCUACGCUUUCUCUCCAAAGAUUGGCCGGAAAUUAAGCAGAUCGCCCUCUAUGAACAUAUCUGAGCCAAUCUCAGUGACCCUUCCCGCUCGGGUGUCAGAAGUCAUCGGUACAGCCUCAAACACGGCAGCUCAGGACGCACCUUCUCCAACCUGGAACAAAAGUGUCGAAGAAAGUGAUGUUAUAAACAGACCCCCCACCCAGGUAGUAAAGCUGAAAGCAAGUGAGAGAGAGGCCCAAGAAGGAUGUGAGUCUGCGGCCCAGCCCCUGGGCCAGGUGGCGGCCACCGGUAUGGAGUCGCCAGGGAAGGAGGAGGAGCCUGCCUCUGCCUCAAGCGGUCAGAGUAAGGCUGUGCCUCCUGGACAGACUCAGACAGGAGCAGAUAACCAUGACCCUCCUCAGGAUCCCGUUCCUGUAAGUUCAGUCUCUCUUAUCCCACCACCACCGCCUCCGAAGAACGUUGCCCGCUUGUUGGCGCUAGCGUUAGCCGAGUCUGCGCAGCAAGCCUCCGCCCAGCCCCCGAGGAGACCAGGGCCACUCCAGGGUGCCUGUACAAGUUACGGAGGCCUGGCAGUGGCCGCAGCUGAAGACGGGCUGCCUGCUUCCCACUCCAGUGUCACUGCAGAUAGAGCCUUCUUCCAGACUGACAUGCCCACAGAGCAGCCCCACCUCCAGGAUGGUGACCAGCCAGCACCGGGUGCAGCAGCUGUCGGGGAUUACACCCACUCCUGUGCCACGGAGUCUGGGGGGCAGCCCCACCCAGCAGACUUCCCAGGCAGUCAGCCACAUCGAAUUUAUUUAUCUGGGGACCCAGAAAAGGCCGGAGCCACUUCAGUUCCCUUAACAGACUCUAAAUCUGAUGAUCACCUAAGUUUCCCUGAAGACCAGUCUGCGAAGACCAGUGUUCUGACUGUCUCCUUUGUGGAUCAGGACCGGUCUCAGCCUCGUCUCUACAGUGGGGAGCAGCCUUCUUCUUAUCUUGGUGCAAGUGUGGAUAAGCCCCAUCACCCUUUAGAACUUGCAGACAAAUCGUCCACACCUUCUAAUUUGCCCAGAGACAAAGUCUACCCUCCGCCUGGGUCCCCUGAAGAGGACACCAGCACAGCCCCCGUGGCUUAUGUGACGACUGUUCCGACAGCAGCCGAGAUGAGCGCCAGGGAAGCCGGCUGGGAUGUGGUCGAACAGCCCAGCGCAGUGGAUUUUGCAGUCGCCACCCUCCAGCGCACUCACAGAACUAGCCGUCCCCUUCCACUGCCUCCUUCCCAGAGAGCCACAGAGCAGCUGCCAGGCCCGGGGCAGGGACAGGCAGCAGCCAGCGUGGGAGUUCACAAUCCGCACAAGGUUCCAGGAGUAGUUCCAGCUCUGGAGAGGCCGCCUGAACCCAGGGCCGCGGGCGACCCUGCGCCCGUCCUCGCCAGCGAUGGCACCGCCGCGCAGUGUCCCGCCGCGACCCCUGCCCUCCACCACGCCUUCGCCGGCGCGGCCCCCGCCUCUGUGGACGACGACGUUUUGCCGUUACCGCUCCCUGUCCCGCAGCCGAAGCACGCCUCUCAGAGAACUGCUUACUCCGCCUUUGCUAGGCCUGAUGUCAGCACCGAACCCUUCAGUCUGGAAAACUGUUUGCAUUUCAACGUGACUCCCAACUGCCAGUACCGCCCCCAGAGCGUCCCUCCGCAUCACAGUAAAGUGGAGCCGCACCCGGCGUUCGCCUCCAGGUCAGAGCCGCCAGCCUCCGUGGGCCCGCGCUACAACACGUACGUGGCCCCGGGGAGAAACGCGUCUGGACACCACUGGAAGCCGUGCGGCCGGGCGGAGUACGUGUCCUCCCUGGGCGCCGCUGUGAGGGGCGGCUGCUACCCCGAAGACGCGCCGCCGCACCCCACCAUCCGCAGGGUGCAGUCUCUCCACGCCCCUCCGUCCUCCGUGAUCCGCUCUGUCCCCAUCUCCCGGACGGAGGUGCCCCCGGACGAGGAGCCGGCCUUCUGCCCGAGGCCCCUGCACCAGUACAAGCCGUGCCCGCCCCCGCAGGCCCGCCCCGACUACCACGUCACGCAGCUCUACGCCGGGCUGCCUCCGCGCCCCCGGGCCGGCGCCCCCGGCUAUUUCUCUGCCAAUGAGCACAGUGUCGUCAGCAUGCCGCCAGUGGCUGACGUCAAGCACAGCUACACCUCGUGGGAUCUUGAGGACAUGGAGAAGUACCGCGUGCAGUCCAUCCGGAGGGAGAGCCGCGCUCGGCAGAAGGUGAAAGGGCCCGUCGUGUCCCAGUACGACAACAUGGCCCCGGCCGCGCAGGACGACCUCGGCGGGAUCUAUGUCAUCCACCUGCGAAGUAAAUCCGAUCCUGGGAAAACUGGACUUCUCUCCGUGGCAGAAGGAAAGGAGGGGCGGCACGCAGUCAAGGCCGUCAGCCCCGAGGGAGAGGACCGCUUCUACCGGAAGCACGCGGAGCCGGAGCUGGACAGAGCCCACCAGCACGGAGCGUACGGCGGCGGGCAGCCCGAGAAGCCCUGCCUCCCGCAGAAGCAGAGCAGCCUCAGGAACAGGAAGCUUCACGACAUGGGCUGUGGUCUCCCCGAGCACAGGGGCCACCAGGAAGCAAGCCAUAGGCAGUUGUGUGAAUCAAAACAUGGGCCGCCUUACCCGCAGGGGGCCGGCCCGCUAGAUUAUGGGCCCCAGGGGAUUCCAGACGCGUCUGAGCCAGUCAGCUACCAUAACUCUGGAGGGAUUUACGUUCCAUCGGGGCAGGAAUCUUUAAGACUGAACCACAAAGAGGUGAGGCUCUCCAAGGAGCUGGAGAGGCCUCGAGCUAGGCAGCCUCCUGCCCCAGAGAAACACUCCAGAGACGGCUACAAGGAGGAGGAACACCUCGCUCCGUCAGUCGUCCCACCCCCUAAACCAGAGCGGAGUCAUAGCCUGAAACUCCACCACGCCCAGAGCGUGGAGAGGGACGCUGGCGUGCUGUACCAGUACCAGCCACACGGCAAGCGCCAGGGCGGCGUGACCGUGGUGCCCCAGUAUGACAACCUGGAGGGCUACCACUCCCCGCCCCAGCUCCAGCGAGGGGGCUUCGGAGCGGCAGCGCUGGGGGUGUACGUGCCCCCCGGCUUUGCCCACCCGCAGAGCAGGACCUACGCCACGGCUCUGGGCCAGGGCGCCUUCCUGCCCGCAGAGCUGGCCCUGCAGCACCCCGAGACGCAGAUCCACGCAGAGUGAGCCUGGGGGGCAACAGAGUUGAAGCAGCCUCUGCUGGACAGUGGACUGUUCUAUUUUUUUCAGUAACCAAACAUUUAAAAAAAUUAAAAAAAAAGCUCCAAACCCCCUGACCACAUUAAAAAAUAAUAAAAAUAAAGCUUCUUUUCCCCCUUCCCUGCUUCAUCACCACCUCUUCCAUCUAUAGACUCUGUCAUUUUUUUUGUCAUUUAAAAAUCUGAACGAUUGUAAGCACUGUGUUGAAAACCUAGUAAAGAGAUUUGCUACAGGCUGUACUUGCCAUAUGGGGCUGAUGUGUAAGAGCCCGAGGACUGCCUUGCACAAAAUUUCAACUUGACUUUGUCCUUCUUAGUGUUUGCUGUAUCCUUCAGAGCGGCUGACGUCCGCUUCCCCGAAGGUCUCUGUGUUUUCGGUUGCGGUCCUACUUGCUUUCUCAGUGGCCAUGCGCCUGGCCCAGAGUGACACCCGCUCUUCUCACCUCGUUCCCCCGUGUGUUUAAGUUACAGUGGAGAAAACUCCUGAUCCUUCAGAUGAGUCUAUCGAACAUCUAGCAAAUUAUAACCAAAAAAUUAAAGGAAUUAAAACUUUGAGCAUUUCAUAAAGAGUCAUCACAAGGUGACAGACUAUUUAGAUCCAGGCUGAAUAGGCUCAUAUCACUGCAAAGGGAUCUUUAAGUUAGAAUUCAAGAAACUUCUUAGGUGGAAGUCAGUGCACUUCGUUAGCCCCAGAAAACUAUCAGUGCUUCUGAGGUGUUGCCUGCCUUCAGUUCUUUUUCCCCUCAGUCAUAUUUGGUAAAUUGUGAUCCUAGUGAAAUAUUUCACACCAUUUAUUUUCUUAAAGCAACUUUUUUUUUCAUUAAAAAAAAAAACCAGCAUGGUUUGACUAGAUAAACACAUAAUUUAUCAUGAUUACAAUUUACAUGUUAGUUUGUUUCUGAACCAGAGUCCAGGUUUCCUGGAAUUCUUAAAGUAGCUACAAAUGAUCUGUUAGAAAGCUGAGCGUUCCUGCAAUAACCACUUAGCACAGCCCGUCUCACCCGCUGGAAUUCUGCGCAGUGACCGUUCAGGUCCUAGGGAUUAACGUGCUGUUGCUUCACUCUGCCCUCGUGCGAUCACAGUCUUACUGUAAUUGCCAUCCACACCAGCAUUUCAGGUACAGUUCUUAGAAUGCUGCAGACAUGGAAAACGUGUCUGAUACCCAGGACUUUAUUUUGAAAGUUGCAUUCCAUUUUCUCAGCCCACUGCACACGUCCUCCAGACUAGAAGGCAGUCCUGCAUUUCCAGAAUGAGUUGAGAUUGUCAUGUCAUUCCAUAAAUCUUAAUGAUACUUGAUUUUUAUACACUCACAUGUUGUAAGUACUCAGUUUGUAGAAGUUACUAGGAGAAUUUCAUUCCAUUUACUGGAUGGUUGCUGCUCUGGCUUUUUAAAACUUGGAAUUUACUUUCAUUUAGAGCAGAGAAAAAUCUUUUAAGAGGCUAAAUUCAUGCUGCUAAUACUGCUGUGAAAUUGUAUAAAGAUUAAGAUUCAUGCCAGUUUUUUUUAAUCUAAAAAGUCAUGUGAUUACAUUUUAAGGGUUUAUACUUAGAAAAAGAAAUAAAAGUUUUAAGAA
Messenger RNA from Vicugna pacos (alpaca), 7556 nucleotides. The record is from RefSeq and is a predicted model, not a curated record. NCBI's taxonomy places the organism in Eukaryota, Metazoa, Chordata, Mammalia, Artiodactyla, Camelidae.